Messenger RNA from Lachancea sp. 'fantastica', 1107 nucleotides. The record is from the annotation of a GenBank genome assembly. Lineage: Eukaryota; Fungi; Ascomycota; Saccharomycetes; Saccharomycetales; Saccharomycetaceae.
AUGCUUCAUCACUUAGGCCUACGGCUAGCACCGGGAAGGUUUGUUGGCGUGUCCAACACUGCAAGAACCCUGAUUCCCUCAGGACGUGGGUCGAUACUGCCGUCUUUGCCUUCAUUUAACAGGCUGUGUUUGAGAAGCCCAGGACUUUUGAGACAGAAUGGUUUGGCAACCAACGAAUUGACUUACAAAAGAUCAAUGAUUACUCGAACUAAAGCAAAAGCUGGUCUUUUUCUGCAGAAUAGUGGGCAACAAAGGCUUAGUGAGGGAUCCCAUAGAUAUUAUGGACAAAACUUUAGACGUUUUGGGAGUCCCUCACCCUUCACGCCCUUCGUUUUCUUCGGGGCCGUCUGCAUCUUGAUCGUCGUGGUUCCCUUUGUCUUCACAUUUUUGUUUCCAUUGAUAAUCGCUGCUCUGAUCACGUAUCAGUUCAAGAAACGCAAGACUACAACGAUUCUAAAGGAAUUGCACCGUAGCUUACAGUCGUCUACGAAGAAGGUAGAAUACAGCACAAUUAUGGGACUUCAGUCCAGAAUGUUUGGUUCACUUAUGGAGAAAGAGCAGUUCUCCUCUGGCGUUUUUGGCGAUCUUGUAAACGAAUUCAAAUUGAGUCAAUUGGAUAUGAGCCGUACGCGUCGAGAACUUCAGGACCUUUUCAAUUACCUAAAUGCAAGGGUUCUCGAUGCAUUCGAAACCAACGAGUUCGGGGUGCGGGAAUAUUUUCUGGGGAAUGACGUGUCCAGCUGGGUAGACAACAAUUACGACUUGAAAAUCGAUUUUGACGCCCCGCAAAUCCGUGGUCAAAUACUGGAGAACACACUUGUGAUGAUUAUCAAGUUUCCUCUAUUGCUGGAAUCCUCAAAUCAGCCUCCAAAAAAAUUGGCUAGCGUAGCCAUCGCAUUUCAAGAUCGUAGUUUGGCUGAAAAAGUGGGGUCUUUUCGAUUCCUCGAAGAGCUCGCACGCACAGACAAGCAAUGUCCUAUGGUGACGACCAUUCUUCCCUAUCGCACGCUCUCUACACGCCAAUUCAUACUUAAAGACAAGGGUCACGACUUGCUAAGUGUCAAAAGGACAUCUGAAGGUCAUCGGGAAUUCACAUAUAGAAAAUGA